Monomorium pharaonis (pharaoh ant) is the source of this 2066-nucleotide messenger RNA. RefSeq names its product protein phosphatase 1 regulatory subunit 42. The coding region runs from base 34 to 1119 and encodes 361 amino acids. NCBI's taxonomy places the organism in Eukaryota, Metazoa, Arthropoda, Insecta, Hymenoptera, Formicidae. The record is from RefSeq and is a predicted model, not a curated record. Gene Ontology annotation, molecular function: protein binding. The transcript has 6 exons.
UAUACUCUCAUAAUUCAUAUUUCUCUUGCAAACAUGGUGAAAUUGACAACAGAUAUUGUCGAAAGAAAGUGUUCUGAAAUAUUAUGUGGUAAAUCACUUAGUAAAACAAUAAAAAAAGAUAAAUUAUGGAAAAUGACUCAUUUAUAUAUGAACGAUAUGUUUAUCAGCAGUAUUGGCAACAUUGGCGCUUAUACAAGUUUAAGAAUUCUGUAUCUUCAAAAUAAUAAUAUAUCAAAGAUAAAGAAUCUACAUUUUGCAUCUAACUUGACACAUCUGUACUUGCAACAUAAUGUCAUAAUGAAAAUGGAAAAUUUGGAAUCUCUGCAGAAUCUCCAAAAGCUCUAUUUAGGACACAAUAACAUUAUUGUAGUUGAAGGACUGCAAAAUACAACAAAAUUACAAGAAUUGCACAUUGAGAGUCAAAGGAUACCACUCGGCGAAUCGUUGUGCUUCGAGCCACGCAGCGCAUUUACUUUAUCUAUGUGUCUAAAAGUGCUUAAUAUUUCUGAUAACAAAAUAAUAUCCUUAAGAAAUCUAAUGGGAUUUCAAGAAUUAUAUACCUUAAAUGCAAAAAAUAACCUCAUCGAUAAUGUAGACGAUUUAACUGUAACAAUAAGUACACUGACCUCUUUACAAAAUUUGUCUUUACAAGGUAAUCCCGUUAUAUCGUCUUACAGAUAUAAAGAGAAUCUGAUUGCUAACAGCGUUUCGCUAGCCAAUCUUGAUGGAAAAAUUAUAACUGACAUAUGUCGAAGUUUUAUGAAAAAAUUUAAGAUAGAAAAGCAUAAUCGAUGUAAAAAAAACGCAACUCAAAUCGCACUAGGAGAUGAUAUAACAAGUUCUCUGAACUUGCCACCGGCCUUCAAAAGAUCUAUUUCGAGAGCAAUUUUUCAGCCUUCUGGACCACACUUAUCUAUAACAAUUACCCCUGGAUCUCUUUCGGUAGGAAGUAAUCUGCAGCAGGUGUUUCCAUCUUGGAAAUCAGCAUCUGGUAUCAAAAGUAUCAAGGAUAAUCAUGUAACACCAAGGCCAUUUUGGAGUAAUGUAUCUAAAAACAAAGAGACCCGUUUAAAAUGCUCUGAUGUGAAUACUAAAGUAAUCGCAUUACCACUUAUUUAGUUCUUUUUAUUAACCUUUUGAAAACUAUUAUUCAUGUAAUUUAAUUAUUACUUUAGACUUAUCACAGGACAUGAAUAAAUUAUAAUUGUGAAAGCCUAAAAAUUGUAUUUAUGUAGUUAUGAUGUAAAAUAAAAUGAUACAUUGUAUGCAAUAAAGACAAAAAGACUUGAAUCAUAGUAUUAUUUUUAUAGAACUUUCUAGUAAUAAGGCUACAUUUCCAUUACUUUCAUAUAUAUGAAUUUACUGUAAUAUACAUAUAAAAUAAUGAUGAGUCACAAGUAAAUAUCAAAUAAAUUCGUGUAAAUUUGCGAUGUCACACAAUACAAAGUUUUAAAUUCAAUAAAAAUAUAAUUAAUUUUUAUAAGCUGGGUAACUAUUAUAUAUUAAAUAUGUAGUAUAAUAUUUCCAAUAAACUAAAUAACAAAAAUGCUAAAAUAUAAACUUACGAACUAGAUUUGUACGCUGCUUGAAGAUCUGUACAUCAUUUAUAAAACUUAUUUCAUAUGAUCAUAUAAAUUCAUUGAAUGAAUCGAUUUAUAAAAUUAAUAAAUCAAUAUUUAUUCUUGACAUCGGAGAAAUCUGAAUUACCAUUCUAUUUUGCUGACUUGAAAUUAUAUUGCUAUUACAUAAGUAUACACUAUAUUCUCCAAGCAGGCUUAACAUAAAAGUAUAUUCUUAAAAAAAACAGGAAUAAAUAACAAAAAUAAUAUAAAUAUUUAUAAAACAUACAUAUAUAUGUUAGUCACUAUAAGCAUGGAAUGUUAGAGAUAUAAUAUAAAACAUCUUUUAGCUUUUAUAUGAUAAAGAAAAAAAUAUAAACCAAAAAAUUAUAUGCAGCUUAUUAAAAUAUUAUUCACAGAAUUUUGAAGACACCUGUUGCACGAUGUGUAAAUAUAAAGAAGAACAGAUAAUCAUUCACCAGUCAUCAUUGAGAAUUAAAUAUAAAA